UUGCUCAUCCUUUCACAUAUAUAAAGCUCCUGAGUCCAAGAUAGUUGUAUCCAAAAGUCUAGCAGUUAUACAGUGUCAAGAUAUACAGACUGGUGUCAAUUCAGGGGAAGGCAGAAUGCCUGUGUUGUGGCCUCCAUUUGUGAAACACGUUAUUUGUUUUCUUUUUAUCUUGCAUUGUUCUGAUGCUCGUCCAUCAUAUAUGAUUUCAGUGCCUACUUUUGUUAUCCCUGGAGUCAGUACAACACUUGCUGUUCACUGGUUUGGCCAAAAUCAUUCUGAAAUUACUGUCACUGCUGAAAUUUGGGAUAAUGGCAUAUCAUUGGCAAAUAGCAGCAAAGUCUUCCAGAAAGAUAUUCUUGGAUUACUCUCCAUACCUCCACUUUCAGUGAUUUCUUCUUCUGCUUCUUAUUUAAUCCGGGUGUAUGGAACAGCUGGGAAUGAACUGCUGUUCUCAAACAAUUACACAAUGCAACUGGAGACAAAGAAUGUAUCUUUACUUAUUGAAACAGACAAAAGUGCAUAUAAGCCAGGACAAACUGUCAAAAUCAGAAUCAUCUCUAUCCGCCGUGACCUGAGGCCAUAUAAAGGACUUGUUAAUGUUGUCAUACGGGACCCUAAAUCGAACAUUAUAAAGCAAUGGCUGCAACGUAAACCUGAGCUAGGAGUUAUCACAGAGGAAUUCUUGCUGUCGGUCAAUGCCAUGGCUGGUACCUGGCGAGUUCAUGCAGAAACAGAUAUGACUGAAAACAUAGAAGAGAUCUCUGUCAUUCAUUUUGAGCAUCCUAAGUUUGAUGUUACAAUUAAGACACCCUCUUUUUAUGUUGAUCCAAAGCAGCAAAAUCUCAUUGGCACAGUCAUAGCAAACUACACCUAUGGAAGGCCUGUAAAGGGAAAUGCAACUGUUCUUAUUACGUCACUGUAUGACAUUCAAGCUGCGAAUGGAAUUAAGAAAACUUAUGAAAUGUCUGGAUCAGCAGACUUUACCUUUACAUAUGCUGAACUUUCACGCUUGCCCAGUGGGCUUACAUUAAAUAUAACAGCGGUGGUGAAAGAAGAACUUACAGGUAUUGCAAUUAGUAAGUCUUCAUAUGUCAAAAAAGUUGACUCUGAGUAUGAACUUGUCAUAGUCAGUCAGCCACCAGUUUUGAUCCCUGGCAUUAACUUCAUAACCAAGAUUCAGCUACAAAGAAAAGAUCGUUUACAUUUAACACAAGGAGAAAGAGAAAACAAUAUUUCAGUUAAAGUAACUCAAUCAUUUAUGCCUUGGCUUGUUGAAACCGAAGGAGUAAAUACUCCCACUGGUGCCACCAAUCUUAACUAUGUAGAAACUCUUCAAUACAACAUUCCAGAAUCUGGUAUUAUUAGUGUUGAACUUCCACUGCAAAAUUCCGUUCUGCUUAUAAUUAUAGAGGCUGUAUAUCAAAACAUUACACAAAAGUGGCAAAUGCACAGAGACCUUGGCAUCAGUUCCUCUGCACAGAUACAAUUACCAGAUUCUCCGGCACAGGUUGGGACACCAUUUGAUGUAAGAGUGAAAACCACACCAGAAAUUCAAAACCUUUAUUAUGUGAUAAUGGCCAGAGGAAUCAUUGUAGCUGCUGAAAAGACAAAUAGCACCACAUUUACCCUCACUCCAGAAUAUUCUUGGGCUCCAUCUGCUGUUCUCAUGGUUUACUUCCUUAAUUUUAAUAAUAACUCCUUUGAAAUUAUACAAGCUUCUCGUACAAUUGAUAUCAAAGGCAUGUUUGAAAAUAAGGUUUCUUUGUCAUGGAGUGUAACCAAAACAGCACCAUCAGAAAAUGUGAGGUUGAAUGUUGACAUUACAGAGGCAGGAUCUUUAGUAGGACUGCGAGUUGUUGAUAUUAGUGACAAACUCCUAUCCAAUGGCAAUCAUUUAAAAGAAAAAGUGGAGGCAGAAAUGAAAUCAUACACAAAGGACUUUGUUAACAGCUUGACUGAUGGCAUCAUUAGUUAUGAUGGAAUUCUCCUUGAGGAAUUUAUACCAGAACUAUUCAUUAUCAGAGAAGAAAUAGAGCCACCCGCGAAUGUCCCAAUUGUCUUCCCAGAGACUUGGAUUUGGCUAGAAACUAACAUCAGCUCUGGAAUCAGAACCAGCCUUCCUGUAACUGUACCCAAUGCAGUGACGUCUUGGACGGCCAGUGCUUUUGUAAUCUCCGAUGUACUGGGCCUGGGAUUAAUUGAGGAAUCUGUUGAGCUUCAAGCUUUUCAGCCAUUCUUCAUUACCUUGAAUGCACCCUAUGCUGUAACCAGAGGGGAACAGUUCAUCCUGAGAGUUUUGCUCUACAACUGCCUAGAAGAAAAUUUGCAGGUUAAUGUAAGUCUGGAAACUAAUAAUGCUUUUGACAUAAUUAUACCAGAAAAUGACAAUGGUGCAAUACCCUGGCUACGCAAUGUAUCAAUUCGAAGUAAGGAAUCUGAAAUAAUUUUAUUUCCUGUAAGCCCAAAGCAACUUGGUGUGAAUUUCAUCACAGUCCGAGCAAUGUCUCGAACAGCAUCUGAUAUUGCAACUCAGAAAAUACUAGUAAAGGCUGAAGGGGUGCAGAAUUUUUAUACCCAGAAUUUGAUUUUGGAAGUAAAUGGAACUGGAUCUGUAUCUCAACAGUUAUCAUUCACUUUCCCCACUAAUGUGGUGGGAGGCAGCGAACAAGCCUCUGUUUCUGUGGUUGGUGACUUUCUUGGACCUUCAAUUAAAGGUCUUGAGUCUCUGAUCAGGAUGCCAUACGGUUGUGGAGAACAAAACAUGAUUAACUUUGCUCCUAUUAUAUAUGUCUUACAAUAUUUAACAUCAACUUCCCAGCAGACAGAAGACAUUAGAAGAAGAGCUAUUAGUUUUAUGGAGCAAGGCUAUCAAAGUGAAUUGAAUUAUAGGAGGGGCGAUGAUUCCUUCAGUGCAUUUGGUGACAGAGAUUCUUCUGGAAGCAGUUGGUUGUCGGCCUUUGUAGUUAGGUGCUUUCUUCAAGCCAGAACAUUUAUUAACAUAAGUCCAGAAAUUUUGAACAGAACAGUGGAAUGGCUGAUUCAGCAGCAGGACCCAGUAAAUGGUAAAUUCCUGGAGCCAGGGCAUGUCUUUAAUUCUAGACUCCAGGGUGGAUUAAACGGACCUAUCACCCUUACAGCAUACGUUCUAACAUCUCUGCUGGAAAACAGUCAGUACAGUAUUCAUUAUGCAUCCAGAGUUGGCAAAGCAGUACAGUAUCUUGAAAAAGAGUUUGAAGGGGGAAUUUCAAGUAACUAUACUUUGUCAGUUGUGGCUUAUGCACUGUCAGUGGCCAAUAGCACUAAAGCUUCGGCAGCCCUCACCCAGCUCAAUUCAAGAACAAGCAACAAUGAUGGGCAAAUAUACUGGUCUUCCCCAACUGGAGCAUCAAACUACUGGCAGCCCCCAUCUGCAGAUAUUGAGACAGCUGCUUAUGCACUGCUCUCCCACUGCCAACAGAACAGGAUUGCUGAAGGCGUUCCUAUCAUGAAUUGGCUGGUUCAACAGAGGAACAAUCUUGGCGGAUAUUCUUCUACUCAGGAUACCAUUGUGGCUCUGUGGGCAUUAGCCCAGUUUAUGGCAGUUGCUCCUUCAUUAAAAGAAACCUCUCUCACUGUAUCAGUUACUGGUCCCGGUCCUUUUGCACCAAAAUCUUUCCAGAUAACCAAUGACAAUCUACUUGCUGUACAAAUCCAGCAGAUUGAUAUAUCAUAUCCCAUUGUAUUGAAUGUUUCUGCAGUUGGAAGAGGAAUAGCUAUUUUUCAGCUUAAUGGGAUUUAUAAUAAGAGGGUUUUACCCAGGCGUAAGCAAAACACACCCAACAAAGAAGCUUUUGCGUUAAGCGUUACAACUACAGAUGUGGGAAAUAACACUGAGCUGCUUUAUGUAGAUAUAUGUUCAAGCUAUCAGGGAACAGAGAAUGAGGUUGGCAUGGUACUUUUAGAUGUCGGCUUUCUUAGUGGAUUUAAAUUACAUCCAAGAGGAAUACCUGAAAGUGGAUUGUUAAAAAUGGUGGAAACAAAAGCAGACAGAGUAUAUCUCUACUUUGAUUCGAUGACUACAAAUUCAGUUUGUGUAACUGUUCCAGUGGUUCGGACUGCAUUAGUGGCUGGUUCUCGAGAAGGAAUAGUCACAAUUACUGAUUAUUAUAAUCCAACAAACUCUGCAACAAGAACAUACAAUUCAGAGACAAUGAAAAACCUCUCCAUUUGCGACUUCUGUGGAUCUAACUGCAUUCUCUGCCAGUCUAAUGUGUUUGUUAAGGCUCAGAGCAGCAGUGCAACUUCACCCACACUCACCCAGUUUUGGGUCAGCUUUUUCUGUGUUUGCAGCCUUUUGCAGCAGAAAAUGCUUUUAUAAAUACAUUAGACAUCUGAAGGACAGAAGUAUUUAUAAAGACCUGAUGGAAAUGAACUAAUCCUGAUAUUGUUGCCUGAUCAGCUGUAUUAAUCAACAUAAGGAAAAUGUUUAUCAUAAUCAGAAAAUGAUAUAGGGAUAUAAUAUAAGCUUUUCCAUAACCAUGCCCUGAAAAGGCAAUAAGGUUAUUUAGAAGGAACCUUUUCAUAAUAGAUAUAUAUUUUAGACUGUAUAUAUUUAAAGACUGUAUUAGCAUCUGUGUGGGUACAUGGUAUAAUUUUAAAUAUAUGUACUUUAUAGAAUUGCAGAGGAUAUUAAAUGAAAUACAGUUCAAGGUCUUGAAAAAAAUGCUACCUGAAAGGAAUUAAGACUUAUUGACAAUUAUUUUUUACGGUAAUAAACAUAAAAGGUCAUUUGUGCAGCCCCAUGCUAACACGCCUUUCCCCUUCCCACACCUCACGAAUACUGAAUGCAGGCAACAAUGUGUUUACCGGGGUGGCUGGAGAUCCCUGUGCUUCCAAAGGGCAGUCCUUUAAAGCAGGAAGGCAGUGUGCAAAGUGCACAUAAAUGUCUUUAUAGCACUUAGCACAUUGCCUUUCCACACGGAAAUGAACCCAUACUGCUGGUAGACAUAGUGCCACAGUGAUACACAAAAUAGUUCAGACAAGGGCAUAAUAAUUUAAAGGCCCAUCAAUAUUUUAAAGUACAGGACAUGAAGUUUUCCCUGCUUCUGGUUUUCCUGUGUAUUUUGUUCUAGUUCAUUGUAGGUACUGGACAAAUUCAACAGUUGAAAAAACCUGCUAUGGCAUUUCUUCCUUGGGCUCAUAAAAUAAAAUACAUUGUUGCCAUGGUUUGGCUUUAUAUGCAAAAAGUGCCUUUAUAUCUGUAUCAGUACAUUCAGCACAUUUAUCGUUUUCAGGGGCUUACUUCAUACGACAACAACUAGGUACAAACAUACAUGUAGGCCAAAAUUUCAUACACUAAGCUAUUGGACAGAAUUUUGUAUGCCAUCACCAAAACACAAAGCAAAUGUCCUAUCCUGUACUGCAGAUAGAGGACCAAGUAACACGUAACACUGACCAGGUGUAAAGUUUCCUUCCCUCACUGCACCCAUGCAUAAUAAAUGUGUGUGUAUCAAUAACUGGGAAUAUAUGAGAGUUAUGCGAUAUAAAUAUACAUGCGUACCCUGCCACGUCACACCCAUUUUGUUGCAAGCACCAUUCCAAAUAAUUUGCAAAUAGUGUGAAAUGUUGUGCCUAACUUGUAAAAAAUACACUGUAGUCCUAUGAGAGGCUUCAUUGUGAAACAAGACAGUAUGGAUUAAGCAAUUUUUUUUCAUUUUGCCUCUUUAAAUAAAUAAGACCAUGGCCUUUGACUUUAAUAACACCUGUGAUGUUCUUGAAUGUGAUGGGGAUUAUAAACUCUGUGAAACAGGGCUCUCUUUACCUCCUAGAUCAAACAGUAUUUGCAAGUAAUUUGUAUGCUUGGCAAGUGCAUAAUGCUAUAUACAGCACUUUGAAAUAUGUUGUUGAUAUAUGGAUAUGUACUAAUAAUAGAAACGUAUUUUUUAACACAGAUUUCUGUAAUGGCAAGUGUCAUGGCCAUAUGUAUACUGUAUAAAUAUACAUUUUCAACUUAAAAAUGUUUUAUAUUAAAGGUUUUAAUGUGUAUAUCA
Molecule: messenger RNA, 6029 nt
Organism: Xenopus tropicalis (tropical clawed frog)
Lineage: Eukaryota; Metazoa; Chordata; Amphibia; Anura; Pipidae
Gene: cd109.6
Product: CD109 antigen gene 6
Exons: 33
Coding region: 116-4357 (1413 amino acids)
Cellular component (GO): extracellular region
Molecular function (GO): endopeptidase inhibitor activity
Source: RefSeq, a predicted model, not a curated record